Ochotona princeps (American pika) is the source of this 2855-nucleotide messenger RNA. RefSeq names its product DEAD-box helicase 24 (gene DDX24). Gene Ontology annotation, cellular component: nucleolus. The record is from RefSeq and is a predicted model, not a curated record. Bases 87 to 2591 code for a protein of 834 amino acids. Gene Ontology annotation, molecular function: ATP binding; RNA helicase activity; nucleic acid binding. Lineage: Eukaryota; Metazoa; Chordata; Mammalia; Lagomorpha; Ochotonidae. The transcript has 9 exons.
AGGCGGCUGAGGCGGCUGAGGGGGCUCGGCGGCUGAGAGACGGCGGUGGCUCAGGAGGCGCGGCGUCGCCGACUCCGCUCGGAACCAUGAAGUUGAAAAAGUCGAGCCCGAAGCCCUCUAGCUAUAUCAAGUUUCAGACAAAGGGGAUCAAAGUGGUGGGGAAGUGGAAGCAGGUGAAGAUUGACCCCAGCCUCUUUGCCGAUGGCCAGAUGGACGACUUGGUGUGCUUCGAGGAGCUCACAGAUUACCGACUGGUCUCCCCGGCCAGGAACCCCAGCAGUCUCUUCUCAAAGGACGAGCCCAGGAAGAGAAAGGCGCGGGCCGUGUCCCAAGAGGAGGAAGGUGACUCGAGCUCCCCGAAGAAGAAGAUCAAGCUGAAGAGGAGUAAGGGUAUAGUCCCUGAAGGAGCCAGCGCCCAGCAAGAGCUCCAAGCCCAGGAGGCCGAGCCCGAGGAGGAGUGCCAAGCAGGCGGUGGCGGCCGACCUGAGCCCCAAGCAGAAAGCCUUUCCCACACUCUCCCGAAAAAGAAGACAAAGAAAGGGAGCCCCCAGCUGGCGCCUUCCCAGAGCACUGGCCCCAAGGGACCCAAAAAGGCCAAGACGUGGGUGGCCGAGGCGCACGACCACAAGGCAGACGUGUCAGCAUGGAAGGACCUGUUUGUGCCCAAGCCAGUUCUGCGGGCACUCAGCUUUCUCGGCUUCUCUGCACCCACCCCCAUCCAAGCGCUGACCCUGGCACCUGCCAUCCGCGACAAGCUGGACGUCCUGGGGGCUGCAGAGACAGGAAGUGGGAAAACUCUUGCCUUUGCCAUCCCCAUGAUUCACGCAGUGUUGCAGUGGCAGAAGGGAAAUCCUACCCCCGUUGCAAAUAAUGGUGGGAUGCCACCCAGCGAGACCGGAACCACCAUGGAAGCCGAGGCUGGAUCCCCAAGCGAGUUGGCAGCUGAGCCUGGGCUGGAGGGAGAAGCCCAGCCUGCUGGGGCUGAGGUGGGAGUCAGGCCCGGAUCCAGCGUCUCGGCCCAGACCCCACUGCUCUGUGACGAUGACGCUGGGGAAGGGCCUUCAUCCUUGAUCCAGGAGAAACUGGGCUCCACCCAGAAUGAGGAUGAGGAGGAGCAGCUUGAUGAAGAGCAGAGCGGGAAGUUCCAGCAGGAAUGGAAGGCACGUCCAGAGCGCCCCCUGCUUGGCCUGGUUCUGACUCCCACUCGAGAGCUGGCUGUGCAGGUCAAACAGCACAUUGAUGCCGUGGCCAAGUUCACAGGAAUUAAAACUGCCAUUUUGGUUGGUGGAAUGUCCACGCAGAAGCAGCAGAGGAUGCUGACCCGCCGGCCAGAGAUUGUGGUCGCCACACCAGGCAGGCUGUGGGAGCUGAUUAAAGAAAGGCACCCCCAUUUAAGCAACCUUCGGCAGCUCAGGUGCCUGGUCGUGGAUGAGGCUGACCGAAUGGUGGAAAAGGGCCAUUUUGCUGAGCUCUCCCAGCUGCUGGAGAUGCUGAAUGACACGCAGUACAACCCACAGAGACAGACCCUGGUGUUUUCGGCUACAUUGACCCUGGUGCAUCAGCCACCCGCCCGACUCCUUCAUAAGAAGCACACUAAGAAAAUAGACAAGACUGCCAAGCUUGACCUCCUCGUGCAGAGGGUUGGCAUGAGGGGUAAGCCAAAGGUCAUCGACCUCACAAGGAACGAGGGCACGGUGGAGACCCUGACGGAGACAAAGAUCCACUGUGAGACUGACGAGAAAGACUUGUACCUCUACUACUUCCUGAUGCAGUACCCGGGCCGGAGCCUGGUGUUUGCCAAUAGCAUCUCCUGCAUCAAGCGGCUCUCCGGGCUGCUCAAAGUCCUGGACAUCAUGCCGCUGACGCUGCACGCCUGCAUGCACCAGAAGCAGAGGCUCCGGAACCUGGAGCAGUUCGCCCGUCUGGAAGACUGUGUUCUGUUGGCAACAGAUGUGGCUGCUCGGGGUCUGGAUAUUCCUAAGGUCCAGCAUGUCAUCCAUUACCAGGUCCCUCGCACCUCGGAGAUUUAUGUCCACCGAAGUGGUCGAACGGCGCGUGCCGCUAGUGAAGGCCUCAGCCUGAUGCUGAUAGGGCCUGAGGAUGUGACCAACUUUAAGAAGAUCUACAAAACUCUCAAGAAAGAGGAAGACAUCCCCCUGUUCCCCGUGCAGACCAAGUACAUGGAUGUGGUCAAGGAGCGGAUUCGUCUAGCUAGACAGAUUGAGAAAGCUGAAUACCGGAACUUCCAGGCUUGUCUGCACAACUCGUGGAUUGAACAGGCAGCGGCUGCCCUGGAGAUUGAGCUGGAAGAAGACAUGUAUAAGGGAGGAAAGGCUGACCAGCAAGAAGAGCGGCGGCGGCAAAAGCAGAUGAAGGUCCUCAAGAGGGAGCUGCGCCACCUGCUCUCGCAGCCCCUGUUCAAGGAGGAGCUGAAGACCAAGUACCCCACACAGUCCGGCAGGCUGCCCCUCUUCGUGUCUGCCCCCAAGUGUGGGGAGUCUGCGUUGAGUUGCCUCUCCAAACAGAAGAGGAAGAAGAAGGCGCACAAGCAGCAGCCGGAGCAGCCGCAGCCCAGCACGAGUGCACAGUAGUGGCCCGGUCAGCGUGUUGGCGUCCACUCUCUGCUUGUGUGUGUGAAAGUCUUUCUCCCUUGCUUUCCAGUCCACCACCUGCUACAGAUAGAAAAUCUCCCAUUCUUCCACACCAGCUUGAACAGGAGAGACCGCCUGCAGAUUUGUGUUGUUUGGGGGUAAGCAUUCAGUGCAGCAGCUUAAUAUUCCUGCAUUCCAGUGUUGACAGGCUUCUUGUGUGUUCAUUGCCAUCAUCUGAAUUAAAACCAAUGGGCAAAACCAAAA